AUGAACACUGAUCAACAACCUUAUCAGGGCCAAACGGACUAUACCCAGGGACCAGGUAACGGGCAAAGUCAGGAACAAGACUAUGACCAAUAUGGCCAGCCUUUGUAUCCUUCACAAGCUGAUGGUUACUACGAUCCAAAUGUCGCUGCUGGUACUGAAGCUGAUAUGUAUGGUCAACAACCACCAAACGAGUCUUACGACCAAGACUACACAAACGGUGAAUACUAUGGUCAACCGCCAAAUAUGGCUGCUCAAGACGGUGAAAACUUCUCGGAUUUUAGCAGUUACGGCCCUCCUGGAACACCUGGAUAUGAUAGCUAUGGUGGUCAGUAUACCGCUUCUCAAAUGAGUUAUGGAGAACCAAAUUCGUCGGGUACCUCGACUCCAAUUUACGGUAAUUAUGACCCAAAUGCUAUCGCUAUGGCUUUGCCAAAUGAACCUUAUCCCGCUUGGACUGCUGACUCUCAAUCUCCCGUUUCGAUCGAGCAAAUCGAAGAUAUCUUUAUUGAUUUGACCAACAGACUCGGGUUCCAAAGAGACUCCAUGAGAAAUAUGUUUGAUCAUUUUAUGGUUCUCUUGGACUCUAGGUCCUCGAGAAUGUCUCCUGAUCAAGCUUUACUAUCUUUACAUGCCGACUACAUUGGUGGCGAUACUGCUAACUAUAAAAAAUGGUAUUUUGCUGCUCAGUUAGAUAUGGAUGAUGAAAUUGGUUUUAGAAAUAUGAGUCUUGGAAAACUCUCAAGGAAGGCAAGAAAAGCUAAGAAGAAAAACAAGAAAGCAAUGGAAGAGGCCAAUCCCGAAGACACUGAAGAAACUUUAAACAAAAUUGAAGGCGACAACUCCCUAGAGGCUGCUGAUUUUAGAUGGAAGGCCAAGAUGAACCAGUUGUCUCCCCUGGAAAGAGUUCGUCAUAUCGCCUUAUAUCUGUUAUGUUGGGGUGAAGCUAAUCAAGUCAGAUUCACUGCUGAAUGUUUAUGUUUUAUCUACAAGUGUGCUCUUGACUACUUGGAUUCCCCUCUUUGCCAACAACGCCAAGAACCUAUGCCAGAAGGUGAUUUCUUGAAUAGAGUCAUUACGCCAAUUUAUCAUUUCAUCAGAAAUCAAGUUUAUGAAAUUGUUGAUGGUCGUUUUGUCAAGCGUGAAAGAGAUCAUAACAAAAUUGUCGGUUAUGAUGAUUUAAACCAAUUGUUCUGGUAUCCAGAAGGUAUUGCAAAGAUUGUUCUUGAAGAUGGAACAAAAUUGAUAGAACUCCCAUUGGAAGAACGUUAUUUAAGAUUAGGCGAUGUCGUCUGGGAUGAUGUAUUCUUCAAAACAUAUAAAGAGACCCGUACUUGGUUACAUUUGGUCACCAACUUCAACCGUAUUUGGGUUAUGCAUAUCUCCAUUUUUUGGAUGUACUUUGCAUAUAAUUCACCAACAUUUUACACUCAUAACUAUCAACAAUUGGUCGACAACCAACCUUUGGCUGCUUACAAGUGGGCAUCUUGCGCAUUAGGUGGUACUGUCGCAAGUUUGAUUCAAAUUGUCGCUACUUUGUGUGAAUGGUCAUUCGUUCCAAGAAAAUGGGCUGGUGCUCAACAUCUAUCUCGUAGAUUCUGGUUUUUAUGCAUCAUCUUUGGUAUUAAUUUGGGUCCUAUUAUUUUUGUUUUUGCUUACGACAAAGAUACAGUCUACUCCACUGCUGCACACGUUGUUGCUGCUGUUAUGUUCUUUGUUGCGGUUGCUACCAUCAUAUUCUUCUCCAUUAUGCCAUUGGGGGGGUUGUUUACGUCAUAUAUGAAAAAAUCUACAAGGCGUUAUGUUGCAUCUCAAACAUUCACUGCUGCAUUUGCCCCUCUACAUGGGUUAGAUAGAUGGAUGUCCUAUUUAGUUUGGGUUACUGUUUUUGCUGCCAAAUAUUCAGAAUCGUACUACUUUUUAGUUUUAUCUUUGAGAGAUCCAAUUAGAAUUUUGUCCACCACUGCAAUGAGGUGUACAGGUGAAUACUGGUGGGGUGCGGUACUUUGUAAAGUGCAACCCAAGAUUGUCUUAGGUUUGGUUAUCGCUACCGACUUCAUUCUUUUCUUCUUGGAUACCUACUUAUGGUACAUUAUUGUGAAUACCAUUUUCUCUGUUGGGAAAUCUUUCUAUUUAGGUAUUUCUAUCUUAACACCAUGGAGAAAUAUCUUCACAAGAUUGCCAAAAAGAAUAUACUCCAAGAUUUUGGCUACUACUGAUAUGGAAAUUAAAUACAAACCAAAGGUUUUGAUUUCUCAAGUAUGGAAUGCCAUCAUUAUUUCAAUGUACAGAGAACAUCUCUUAGCCAUCGACCAUGUACAAAAAUUACUAUAUCAUCAAGUUCCAUCUGAAAUCGAAGGUAAAAGAACUUUGAGAGCUCCUACCUUCUUUGUUUCUCAAGAUGACAAUAAUUUUGAGACUGAAUUUUUCCCUAGGGAUUCAGAGGCUGAGCGUCGUAUUUCUUUCUUUGCUCAAUCUUUGUCUACUCCAAUUCCCGAACCACUUCCAGUUGAUAACAUGCCAACGUUCACAGUAUUGACUCCUCACUACGCGGAAAGAAUUCUGCUGUCAUUAAGAGAAAUUAUUCGUGAAGAUGACCAAUUUUCUAGAGUUACUCUUUUAGAAUAUCUAAAACAAUUACAUCCCGUUGAAUGGGAAUGUUUUGUUAAGGAUACUAAGAUUUUGGCUGAAGAAACCGCUGCCUAUGAAGGAAAUGAAAAUGAAGCUGAAAAGGAAGAUGCUUUGAAAUCUCAAAUCGAUGAUUUGCCAUUUUAUUGUAUUGGUUUUAAAUCUGCUGCUCCAGAAUAUACACUUCGUACGAGAAUUUGGGCUUCUUUGAGGUCGCAGACUCUAUAUCGUACCAUUUCAGGGUUCAUGAAUUAUUCAAGAGCUAUCAAAUUACUGUAUCGUGUGGAAAAUCCUGAAAUUGUUCAAAUGUUUGGUGGUAAUGCUGAAGGCUUAGAAAGAGAGCUAGAAAAGAUGGCAAGAAGAAAGUUUAAAUUUUUGGUCUCUAUGCAGAGAUUGGCUAAAUUCAAACCACAUGAACUGGAAAAUGCUGAGUUUUUGUUGAGAGCUUACCCAGACUUACAAAUUGCCUACUUGGAUGAAGAGCCACCUUUGACUGAAGGUGAGGAGCCAAGAAUCUAUUCCGCUUUGAUUGAUGGACAUUGUGAAAUUCUAGAUAAUGGUCGUAGACGUCCCAAGUUUAGAGUUCAAUUAUCUGGUAACCCAAUUCUUGGUGACGGUAAAUCUGAUAACCAAAACCAUGCUUUGAUUUUUUACAGAGGUGAAUACAUUCAAUUAAUUGAUGCCAACCAAGAUAACUACUUGGAAGAAUGUCUGAAGAUUAGAUCUGUAUUGGCUGAAUUUGAGGAAUUGAACGUUGAACAAGUUAAUCCAUAUGCUCCCGGUUUAAGGUAUGAGGAGCAAACAACUAAUCAUCCUGUUGCUAUUGUUGGUGCCAGAGAAUACAUUUUCUCUGAAAACUCUGGUGUGCUGGGUGAUGUGGCCGCUGGUAAAGAACAAACUUUUGGUACAUUAUUUGCGCGUACUUUAUCUCAAAUUGGUGGUAAAUUGCAUUAUGGUCAUCCGGAUUUCAUUAAUGCUACGUUUAUGACCACUAGAGGUGGUGUUUCCAAAGCACAAAAGGGUUUGCAUUUAAACGAAGAUAUUUAUGCUGGUAUGAAUGCUAUGCUUCGUGGUGGUCGUAUCAAGCAUUGUGAGUAUUAUCAAUGUGGUAAAGGUAGAGAUUUGGGUUUCGGUACAAUUCUAAAUUUCACUACUAAGAUUGGUGCUGGUAUGGGUGAACAAAUGUUAUCUCGUGAAUAUUAUUAUCUGGGUACCCAAUUACCAGUGGACCGUUUCCUAACAUUCUAUUAUGCCCAUCCUGGUUUCCAUUUGAACAACUUGUUCAUUCAAUUAUCUUUGCAAAUGUUUAUGUUGACUUUGGUGAAUUUAUCUUCCUUGGCCCAUGAAUCUAUUAUGUGUAUUUACGAUAGGAACAAACCAAAAACAGAUGUUUUGGUUCCAAUUGGGUGUUACAACUUCCAACCUGCGGUUGAUUGGGUGAGACGUUAUACAUUGUCUAUUUUCAUUGUUUUCUGGAUUGCCUUCGUUCCUAUUGUUGUUCAAGAACUAAUUGAACGUGGUCUAUGGAAAGCCACCCAAAGAUUUUUCUGCCACCUAUUAUCAUUAUCCCCUAUGUUCGAAGUGUUUGCGGGCCAAAUCUACUCUUCUGCGUUAUUAAGUGAUUUAGCAAUUGGUGGUGCUCGUUAUAUAUCCACCGGUCGUGGUUUUGCAACUUCUCGUAUACCAUUUUCAAUUUUGUAUUCAAGAUUUGCAGGAUCUGCUAUCUACAUGGGUGCAAGAUCAAUGUUAAUGUUGCUGUUCGGUACUGUCGCACAUUGGCAAGCUCCACUACUGUGGUUUUGGGCCUCUCUAUCUUCAUUAAUUUUUGCGCCUUUCGUUUUCAAUCCACAUCAGUUUGCUUGGGAAGAUUUCUUUUUGGAUUACAGGGAUUAUAUCAGAUGGUUAUCAAGAGGUAAUAAUCAAUAUCAUAGAAACUCGUGGAUUGGUUACGUGAGGAUGUCUAGGGCACGUAUUACUGGGUUUAAACGUAAACUGGUUGGCGAUGAAUCUGAGAAAGCUGCUGGUGACGCAAGCAGGGCUCAUAGAACCAAUUUGAUCAUGGCUGAAAUCAUACCCUGUGCAAUUUAUGCAGCUGGUUGUUUUAUUGCCUUCACGUUUAUUAAUGCUCAAACCGGUGUCAAGACUACUGAUGAUGAUAGGGUGAAUUCUGUUUUACGUAUCAUCAUUUGUACCUUGGCGCCAAUCGCCGUUAACCUCGGUGUUCUAUUCUUCUGUAUGGGUAUGUCAUGCUGCUCUGGUCCCUUAUUUGGUAUGUGUUGUAAGAAGACAGGUUCUGUAAUGGCUGGAAUUGCCCACGGUGUUGCUGUUAUUGUCCACAUUGCCUUUUUCAUUGUCAUGUGGGUUUUGGAGAGCUUCAACUUUGUUAGAAUGUUAAUCGGAGUCGUUACUUGUAUCCAAUGUCAAAGACUCAUUUUUCAUUGCAUGACAGCGUUAAUGUUGACUCGUGAAUUUAAAAACGAUCAUGCCAAUACAGCCUUCUGGACUGGUAAGUGGUAUGGUAAAGGUAUGGGUUACAUGGCUUGGACCCAGCCAAGUAGAGAAUUAACCGCCAAGGUAAUUGAGCUUUCAGAAUUUGCAGCUGAUUUUGUUCUAGGUCAUGUGAUUUUAAUCUGUCAACUGCCACUCAUUAUAAUCCCAAAAAUAGAUAAAUUCCACUCGAUUAUGCUAUUCUGGCUAAAGCCCUCUCGUCAAAUUCGUCCCCCAAUUUACUCUCUGAAGCAAACUCGUUUGCGUAAGCGUAUGGUCAAGAAGUACUGCUCUUUGUACUUUUUAGUAUUGGCUAUUUUUGCAGGAUGCAUUAUUGGUCCUGCUGUAGCCUCUGCUAAGAUCCACAAACACAUUGGAGAUUCAUUGGAUGGCGUUGUUCACAAUCUAUUCCAACCAAUAAAUACAACCAAUAAUGACACUGGUUCCCAAAUGUCAACUUAUCAAAGUCACUACUAUACUCAUACGCCAUCAUUAAAGACCUGGUCAACUAUAAAAUAA
Messenger RNA from Saccharomyces cerevisiae S288C, 5631 nucleotides. RefSeq names its product 1,3-beta-D-glucan synthase (gene FKS1). Gene Ontology annotation, cellular component: 1,3-beta-D-glucan synthase complex; plasma membrane; mitochondrion. Lineage: Eukaryota; Fungi; Ascomycota; Saccharomycetes; Saccharomycetales; Saccharomycetaceae. Gene Ontology annotation, molecular function: 1,3-beta-D-glucan synthase activity. The coding region runs from base 1 to 5631 and encodes 1876 amino acids. The record is from RefSeq and is marked reviewed. Gene Ontology annotation, biological process: (1->3)-beta-D-glucan biosynthetic process. The transcript has a single exon.